CUCGUUCGAAAGAAGAAAGUGUGAACGAGCGUAAUUGAGCUAGUUCGUCACCACAGAUUAUCGCUGCAAUCAGCUGGGGAAUUUCUUCACUAUACAUUUAUAUGAAAACAAUUGAGAAUCUGAUCGUGACAUGAGUACAGAUUUUACCAACGUAGCAUCUGAGAAUCAUGUUGUUACACAGAAUGUCUGAUUGCUACUUGUGAAUGGUGCUGGUGAUACGUUUAACGUCAUUUUGAAUACGGAGUAGAAGCAGAAAAAAAAUUAUUGUCUGCCAAGAAUAUGGCGAACGAGGUUGCUACAGAAAUUAAACGAUUAGAUAUAAAUAAUUCUAAUAUUAAUGUUAAAGGUGGAACAGAAGAGGAAGAUAUAGUGAAUCCAUGGAACGUGGUUAGCAAAUCUGAAACUGGAAUAGAUUAUGAUAAAUUAAUAAAAAGGUUUGGUAGUUCUAAGAUUGAUGAUGACUUAUUGGAUAGAUUUGAGAAGGUGACAGGCCAUCCUAUUCAUCAUCUGCUACGACGCGGAAUAUUUUUCUCACAUCGAGACAUGCACAAAAUUUUGACAUUGUAUGAACAGGGAAAGCCAUUCUAUUUAUACACAGGACGUGGCCCUUCAUCUAGCUCAAUGCAUGUUGGACAUCUCAUUCCCUUCAUUAUAACCAAAUGGCUGCAGGAUGUAUUUGAUGUUCCUCUGGUCAUUCAGUUAACUGAUGAUGAAAAAUUCCUGUGGAAAGAUAUGAAAUUAGAUGAUGCAAAUCAGUUGGCUUUUGAAAAUGCCAAAGAUAUUAUUGCAUGUGGGUUUGAUGUUGAGAAAACAUUCAUCUUCUCUGACUUUGAUUUUAUUGGGCAGUGUCCCGCCUUUUACCGUAACAUGAUUCAAAUAGGCAAAUGUGUCACCUUCAAUCAAGUGAAGGGUAUAUUUGGGUUUGGUGACAGUGAUGUAAUUGGAAAGAUUAGCUUUCCAGCAGUUCAGGCUGCACCUUCAUUUUCAAGCUCAUUUCCCUUCAUUUUUGGAAAAGCAAAUUUACCCUGUCUCAUUCCCUGUGCCAUAGAUCAGGAUCCAUAUUUCCGGAUGACACGUGAUGUGGCCCCAAGGCUUGGCUAUCAUAAGCCAGCACUUCUGCAUUCUUCAUUUUUCCCAGCACUGCAGGGAGCACAGACAAAGAUGUCUGCUAGUGAUUCUAAUACGUCAAUCUUUCUUACAGACACACCAAAGCAAAUCAAGAACAAGGUAAAUAAGCAUGCUUUCUCUGGAGGUCAGGCAACAGUAGAGGAGCAUCGAGAAAAAGGAGGAAAUUGUGAAGUAGACAUUUCGUAUCAGUACCUACGAUUCUUCCUUGAAGAUGAUGAAGAACUAAAAGAAAUUGAAAAGAAUUACACUAAUGGGGAUCUUCUUACUGGAGAAAUAAAAAAGAAGCUAAUUGAGGUUCUUCAGCCUAUAAUUACUGCACACCAGGAACGUCGAGCAAAAGUUACAGAUGAUAUAGUGCAUACUUUCAUGACUCCUCGAAAAAUGAAGUACAGUUAUUAAUAAAUGGAUAAAUAACGAAUGUCUUGUUCAAUAAGGUACUCUGUACGCUUACCAUUAAUGGAAGUAAAUAGAGUACAGAGCAGGAGA
This is a messenger RNA of Zootermopsis nevadensis, 1614 nucleotides long. NCBI's taxonomy places the organism in Eukaryota, Metazoa, Arthropoda, Insecta, Blattodea, Termopsidae. The record is from RefSeq and is a predicted model, not a curated record.